AUGCGGACCCCUGCGCAACAAGAGGAAGACGAAGCCUUAGCUUGGGUUCAUACGAGAGUACGAACUAUGUGCGCGAGAAACCAGGAAUGGAAUAUCAGCGAUCUGGUCAACGUGUUGAGAAGGGAAAACGACGCAUUGACAGCCGCCUUCAGCAGAAUAGGGAAGAACUGGAGUACCAUUCUGGAUAGGCACUUUCCGAAUGAGUUUGACUUCAGAACCGCGGAAGGAAGAACCUACCUGCGGCUCCGACCCGGCGGCGGCGGAACCCCGUCUGACGACGGCGGCUCUGCUGCCGUCGGGAAGGAAGUGGCUACUGACGUUGGGAAGGAGGUCGCUAUUAACGUUGCGAGAUUGGCUUUAGUGAGCCCAAUGAGUAACCGAGCCAACGUCACGAAAAUAAACAGCAAGCAACUGUAUGAUGAGAUGAGAGCGAUCACAGAAGAGGCCCCGUACGUAGUCGUCCAUGAUUGGGGUUCUGCUUUUCUCGUUGGUGUUCCUGGGGGACGCACCUUUGUUGCUGUCCCAUCCCUUCAUGCCAGCAAUAUGAAAGAAAUUCGAGAUCAUCAACGCAACUUGUUUGACAAAGGGAAGAUGGUCAUCAGUUGGCAUUCCUCUGCUAGCCCUCCCGGUACUGAAGAGUGCACCGUUUGGAAUUUCUACAGGGGUUUGGUACAACUGCAAAAGCCGUUGAAGAAUAAGCUACUAAUACCCAUCAACGAAAGCUCGUACGAAGAAUUUCGAGAUGUUUUCGCCGCAACCUUCUCCAUCCCAAACGUCUCCGUUCCUGAACUUGGAGCGAACACCGAGCAAUGGCUUACGUCGGCCGGCAAUGAAGCGAUGGCGUUGAUUGAUAGCUGCAUUCUACUCGGCCAAUUAAAAAUAAUGAUCGAGCUGCGCUUAUCAGAGGGCAAAGAGACAGUUGGCAAGGUUCCUAAGCUGCCGAUUGUCGCCGCCUACGACGAAGACGCCUACGAUAUCGACUUAUUAACAUCUUUUGACAAGGCGUGGAAGGCAAUCCACCGUUUUCAGAACCCGACUGCAAAAUUAGUCCCCGUGCCCCCAUUCCCCGGUGGUGAUAUCCUUCAAGCCCGCAGGCAAUGUCUUACUCCAGACGGCAGAUUUCCAUAUGCGCCAGAGCUGCAGAUCAUCAAGCCUCCCCUACGGCGCAUAUUGCAAAUGCUUAGCGGUGAUCCAAGUACCAAGGAGAACUACCUCGACCCAUGGUACGACGAAGAAGAUCGCGUCUAUACUGUACACGAAGGCAGCCCCAGCGGCGUCGCCGGCUCCUUCCGGACGGCUGGUGAUGCCGCCGGGGCCGCCACCGACAGUGAGCAAGGUCCAUUGGAUGACGUGGUCGACCUGCGACAAGGGCUCCUGGAUGCUUUCAAACCCACUGAGCUCGAAAACCUCAGUGAAAUCUAUCUGGAUGUGGGAGACGCAGCGUCCGCUAUCACGUUCAAGGGAGAAUACCGGGAGUUCUCUGUGAAGCCUCUUUCUCGGGCGCAGAUCCAGAUGGCGGCGACGGGAAUUCCCUUUCAUGCCGAUCUGUGUCGUGGCAGUUUUCCGAACGAACUGCACAGGAUCUCGCAAAAGUUGCAGCGAGAUGUGCUCGAUGACGAGGGCAAGAUGGGUUUAGCUGGAUUGACCAUUCGAGUGGAGCGGGCGAUUUACGGGCUUGCAGAGAGGUUUCAAGAUAUACUGAAUUCAGAUGACUCUGUUUUAUUUGUUGGCCUGCCGGGUGCUGGGAAAACCGCCGUGUUACGGGAUGUGUGUGCAUACAUAGCAGAGGGAAUCCAUCCAAGAAAACUUGCAUUAGUAGAUUCAUCGCAAGAACUUGGCGGUGCAGACUUCGUGCGGCACAAAUGUCUUGGCCGUACAAGGUGGUUUGGCGGUUUGGGCUGGGAGGGCGAUCUUGCGGAACUAAUGUCGCUGAUCAUGCGCAACCACACUCCACUUGUGAUGGCCACCGACGAGAUCACGGCUCGAUCGGAAAUCGACGCCGCCCGCAGCAUCAAAGAAAGUGGUCUUCGUAUGCUUGCCACCUGCCAUGGGUCAUUCCAGGAUUUGAUCAAGCACCCUGACAAGAAUACUCUGCUCGGUGGUAUUGCAUCUGUGACAGUCACGGAUGAGAAGGCGCAAAAGGGGGGCCGCUUUGUGAAGACCAUGCAGUCGCGAGCAAAGAGUCCGAUAUUCGAUGUGAUAAUCGAAAUCCACUCGAAGACACAGUAUGUCGUCCUAUCGAAACAUCGGCGAGGCGAUUGCUCCGACGUUGUGACGGUCGGCGAACCUCCAGGGGCUCCGGCGGCGUCGGUCAGCUCGAUCGAUGCUGCUGGAGCUCCCGGGCUCUGGCGCAAUUAUUGGUGA
Spizellomyces punctatus DAOM BR117 is the source of this 2364-nucleotide messenger RNA. RefSeq lists its product as uncharacterized. The record is from RefSeq and is a predicted model, not a curated record. The coding region runs from base 1 to 2364 and encodes 787 amino acids. NCBI's taxonomy places the organism in Eukaryota, Fungi, Chytridiomycota, Chytridiomycetes, Spizellomycetales, Spizellomycetaceae. The transcript is spliced from 2 exons.